GUCAUUAUGGAGUUGCAACCACCGCAGCCAAGGUAUCACAGCAAUUCUGGAUUAUAGGAGUAACAAGACUGGCAAAGACUAUAAAGUACAGAUGCUUCCAAUGCAGGUCUUUCGAACGCAAGACUGAACAGCAGUACAUGGCAGAUCUACCGAAGGAGCGAAAUAUGCCUUUUACGCCUCCAUUCCAUUGUACUGCGGUUGAUUAUUUCGGGCCUUACGAAGUAAAAAUAAGCCGUAAAACAAUGACCAAGCACUAUGGCGUAAUAUUUACGUGUAUGAACACCCGUGCCGUGCACCUCGAACUCGCCGUUAAUUGUUCAACUGAAGAAUUCCUGCAAGUAUUAAGACGCUUUUUUGCCAUUCGAGGAAAGCCAGCGUAUCUACAGAGUGACAAUGGCACUCAGUUUGUGUCGGUAGAUAAAGAAUUACGAAGCAUGAUCCAAGGUUGGGACAAAGAGAAAUUACAAGAAUAUUGUGCAGGGCAUCAAACCACCUGGAGAUUCAUUACACCUCUUUCACCCCACCAUAACGGUUGUGUUGAAGCACUCGUGAAGAGCUGCAAAAAUGCAUUGAGGAAGGCUGUUGGUAGUCAAAGGAUGAAACCGUUUGAACUAUAUACUUAUCUAAAAGAAGCUGCGAACCUUGUGAAUCAAAGACCCAUUGGUCGUGUCCCAAAUGACCCAGAUGAUGGUUCAUAUCUAUGUCCUAAUGACAUACUACUGGGGCGUUCUUCAUCGAGAGUACCCCAAGGACCAUUUAAGGAAACUAAAGAUCCGAGAAACAGAUUUGCAUUUGUUCAGAGAAUCGUGGAAGCAUUUUGGAAAAUCUGGUCCAGAGAUGUAUUUCCACAUCUUGUGCCACGUAAAAAUGGCAUGUUGAUAGAAGAAAC
Molecule: messenger RNA, 889 nt
Organism: Anneissia japonica
Lineage: Eukaryota; Metazoa; Echinodermata; Crinoidea; Comatulida; Comatulidae
Exons: 1
Biological process (GO): DNA integration
Molecular function (GO): nucleic acid binding
Source: RefSeq, a predicted model, not a curated record